Geodia barretti is the source of this 813-nucleotide messenger RNA. The record is from the annotation of a GenBank genome assembly. Lineage: Eukaryota; Metazoa; Porifera; Demospongiae; Tetractinellida; Geodiidae.
AUGGCUGUACCGAUCCCCCCUCCAGCUCCUCCUCCACCGAGAUUUCCCUCACCCCAAACCACUGUAGCUGCCAACGCACCUUCCUUGGCCGAGGAAAUAGGCUAUUUGGUGGAGCCGUUAUGUAACCGUGCCAAUGAACAAGACAAGAGUGUUUACUCUUUGGUCCACGAUGUGAACCCCGUCCUGCAACAGGGACCAAUGUGUGGACUCGUUGCUCUGAGCAUUGCCUCCCAACUGCUGACUGGAGUAGCAUAUCCACCUCAUAAGCUUCUCUCCAGUGCCAGAGGGAGAGGCUACUCUGUGAACGGGGAAAUGUUUUCCGCACAGCAUCUUCUAGACCUGGCUAUAUCUGAAUUGCAAUGCACAGGCACCCUGGUUAACACAUCUACAGUAAACACGGGUGAUAUACUGACGGCGAUAGCAGAGCGGAGUGCACUGGUUGUACCGUAUGAUGCAGAUAAGGACCACUCUCCCUGUCUGGCCAGGGGACACAGAGCCCACUGGGCCACACUUGUUGGCUUUGCCAUACUAGCCAAAUCUCCUCCCUCAGUAACCCCUCGCACUCACAUCGAGCUAUCACCAGUUGAGUUCAAGAUUGAACCAUUCCAAGAACUAAAGAGUGAUGAGGUGUAUGUGUUUGCCAGACAGGGGAAGAGUCGGCAUUUGGGGUUGUGGGGCCUGCCUGGCCUUCUUGAGAGCAAUGCAAACCUCAUGGAUGCUGGGGAUCGUCGCAGCCCCACUCACUAUGUCAUUCCUAGUCACGGUCUCUGCCAAUCACUUGCCUCUCUUAUACUUCAUCUGAUCACCUACUAA